Molecule: messenger RNA, 5398 nt
Organism: Argiope bruennichi
Lineage: Eukaryota; Metazoa; Arthropoda; Arachnida; Araneae; Araneidae
Product: flotillin-2-like
Exons: 9
Coding region: 326-1600 (424 amino acids)
Biological process (GO): protein localization to plasma membrane; regulation of myoblast differentiation
Cellular component (GO): plasma membrane
Source: RefSeq, a predicted model, not a curated record
UGUUUGGGAGGAUCGGAGAGGUGUCUUCAUAUUUCGAAAUUUCAUUUAAGUGAAUUAGAUGCGGUUUCUCUUUCAUUUGCAAUAAUUUCUGUACUUUCUAUAUACGUUAUGUUGCAAUUACUCUAAGUCGAGUUCUCUGAUUUGAACCUCUUUGCUUUAGAUUCUCUCCUGGUCGAAUCGGAACUGAAAUUCGAAGACAUCAGCAGAUUUUUAAAGCCCCGAUUUUAUUUUUUUUAUAUCUCAUAUUCCUUGUAUAUCUUAUCUGCAUAUUCUUUUUACAUAAAUAUUAAUAAAGCCUUAUCGAAGUGCCUUUUCCCUUUUUAAAAUGGGCAAUAUCUAUACAGUUGGACCAAAUGAAGCACUUGUUGUGUCAGGUGGUUGUUGUGGUUCUGCAGACAAGCGAACUGUAGUUGGUGGUUGGGUUUGGGCCUGGUGGUUAGUUACAGAUGUUCAAAGGUUAUCAUUAGAAGUGAUGACUUUGACACCUAAAUGUGAGCAUGUUGAAACAGCUCAAGGUGUGCCCUUGACAGUUACAGGAGUGGCUCAGUGUAAAGUCAUGACUGAGAAAGAAUUCUUAUCCACUGCUGCAGAACAGUUUCUUGGAAAGAAAACAUCGCACAUUGAAUCAGUGAUUCUGCAGACAUUAGAAGGUCAUCUUCGAGCUAUUUUAGGUACUCUUACUGUAGAAGAAGUAUACAGAGACAGAGAUCAAUUUGCUUCAUUGGUAAGAGAGGUUGCUGCUCCAGAUGUCGGCCGUAUGGGGAUCGAAAUCUUAAGUUUCACAAUCAAGGAUGUUUUUGACCAAGUAGAAUACCUAGCAUCUCUUGGGAAAGCCAGAACUGCUGCUGUCAAAAGAGAUGCUGAUGUAGGAGUUGCACAAGCUGAAAGGGAUGCUGGUAUUAGAGAAGCUGAAUGUGAAAAAUCAGCCAUGGAUGUGAAAUAUGCUGCAAAUACCAAAGUUGAAGAUUCCCACCGCAUGUUCCAACUUCAGAAGUCCAAUUUUGAUGCUGAAGUGAACACCAAGAAAGCGGAAUCACAGUUGGCAUAUGAAUUACAAGCAGCUAAAAUGAAGCAGAAGAUACGUAGUGAAGAGAUAGAAAUUGAAGUUGUUGAAAGAAGAAAACAGAUAGCCAUUCAAGAAAAAGAAAUUCUCCGCAAGGAGAAAGAGCUGAGUGCUACUGUUCGUUUACCUGCUGAAGCAGAAGCAUUCAGGGUUGAAAUGAUUGCCCAAGGAAAAAGGACACAGACAAUGGAUGUUGCUAGAGCUGAUGCAGAAAGAAUAAAAAUGCUUGGAGCAGCAGAGGCCUAUGCCAUUGAAGCUGUUGGAAAGGCUGAAGCAGAACAAAUGAGAAUGAAAGCGGCUGCUUAUAAACAGUAUGGUGAUGCAGCUGUCAUGAGUUUGGUUUUGGAUUCACUGCCUAAAAUUGCUGCUGAAAUAGCUGCUCCUCUUGCAAAGACUGAUGAAAUAGUUUUGUUGGGUGGUGAUGAUAGAGUUACUGGUGAAGUAGCAAGAUUAGCUAGUCAAUUGCCACCUGCUGUUCAGGCACUUACAGGAGUUGACUUGACAAAGGUUGUCAACAAAGUGAUUUCAUCCAAGUAAUUGGAUUCAGAGAAAAUCUUCUUUAUGCACCUGAAGUGUACUGAAACUAUUUGAUCAAGAAGCUAUAUUUUAUUUUUGCCUCUAUUUUUCUGUACAUAAAUGUGCUAAUUAUUUGUAAGCUCUCAUUGAUUUUUGCUUCAUCUUCAAGCAUGAUUAUGAAAUUUUAUAUAUGCAUUUGUACAUAUUUUUACUGAUACACAAAAUACAUUAACAUCUGCAAAAAAAUAGAUUCACUUAUUUCAAAUGCACAAGUCUUUUUUCUUCACUUUUUGUAAGCAGCUUUUAUCUGUAGUUGUUCUAUUGUGUGAUCAUUUCACAUGUAUAGUGCAGAAGCAAAUUGAAUUAUAUAAUGUCAUCUGUGGCUUGUCCAUGUAUGUGCCACAGUUUGCAAUUCAUCAGUUGUGAUAAAAAAAUUUCCAUUGUUUUAGUUAUCUGCAACACAUGCAAAAUUUUUUCUCUGGAAGCCAUAAAUCAAAAUAUUUUUCAGAUUUGAAAAAUAGUGUAUGGUUAAUAUUGUGUUCUUAUUUUCUUAUUAUUUUUUUUUUGUUUUGUUUAAAUAUUUUUAUUAAUUUUGUUACACAUGUUUUCUAAUACAUUUUUGUAGAAAGUUCAGGAAGAAUCAGUUUGCUGCUGUCAGCAGAUAAUUGAUUUUUUUUUCCCCUCCAACUUUUAUUGUCAGUUGUUGAUUAAAUUAAUGGACAUUCGUGGUAAAUUUGUGCAGCUGUUGAUUUUAAUUUUGACUGAUAUUUAAUCUUUUUUAAUGUCUCAAGACAUUUUAUUGGGGUUCAUAAUUAUUUACUAUAUUAUUUAUCCUCUUUUAUAUUUAUGUCAAGCAAAAUUUGUGUAGAAUUUAUAUUUUAACAAAUUGUAUUUUUUUAUUUUUUUUAAUGUCUUUCCCCCUCUUAAUAUUAAAUUUAAAAAGACAAAUAAGCAUUAGCUGUGAUGUAUUGUAAUUUGACCUGAAUUAUCUGAACUUUUUUAUGGGUAUUAUUACAUCUUUUGUAAUGUCUCAUUUUUCCUUAUUUUCUGAGUGUUUGCUACUAUCAGUUUAAAUACUUAAUUACAAAUAUUUAUGUGUGAGGAUAAAUUCUUUUUAAUGAUGGUGAUAAUUCAAGCCAUUUAUGCAUUCACAAUUAUUUCAACAUCUUUUUUUUCUUCUAGUUUACCUUUUUGUUUACUUCACUGUUUCUAAUUUCUGUUUUGGCUAAUAUGGCUUUUUAUUCCAAUUUUUUUCCCACAUAGAGUCAUUGUACAAUUUUAUAAUUAUUGUUCCAUACUGCUCAGCUAAAUUUUUAAUUACUUAGUAAAUAUGACCAAAUUUCCUUCUCAGAAAUAUAAAAAUAAAAUAACUUUAAUAUUUUUAAGAUGAUUUUAUUAAAUUUAGUGAGAUAUAAAUAUUUAAUUUUAAUAUAUGUUUAUUUCUCAUUGUCUUGAAUGCAUUUUGUUAUGCAGUAACAUGAAAAAUAAUUGUUCAUAAUUAAUGAAAGAAAAGCAUUGCCCAAUUUAUUACAUGUGAUGUAUUUUUAACAAGGAUUUUUAUAUAAUUAUGUAUGAGGUGCUAGUUCAUUCUGAAAUUUUUAUUAUUGAUUUAAAAUAUAUUUACAUUUUUCAACUUGUUUUAUUUAUCCCCCACCCUUACUUAAAUUUUUUUAUAUUGAUAAAAAAAAUGGAGAUUUAAUAAAUUGCAUGUCAUUACAGAAAUUGAUUGCAGAUUAUUUACUUUUUACCUCUUUUUUUAGUCUUGUCUUAUUGAUUUUUGUUUUGUUAUUUGAUUAUAUUUGUGUUUAUUUUAAAUGUACAAACAUUGUUGAGUGCCAUUUGCAGAUAUUUAUAUUUUUUAAAAUAUAUUUUAGUUGUUUAUUUUAUAUUUUGUUGUUUUGGGGCAUUUUUAUUUUAUUCAUUUCAUAUGACAGUAUUAUGCAUACCAAAGUUCCUCCAUAAAAUAUUUUAUUAUAUUUAAUAAGGUAAUUGCAUAAAUGUACAUAUUUGAUGGUACUUAUUCUUUAUUUGCUUAUCACUUAUGCAAAAGUGAUUUAAAAACAUUAAAAAAAAAUGUCAAUAUUAAGAAUUUCUGCUGGAAUAUAUACAUAUAAUAUAUAUAUGACUUCAUGAAUUAACCAAUUACUAUAAAAUGCAUUCACUUUGUUUGCAGAUUGGGCAUUGGAUUUUUUUUUAAUAAUCUCCAAUUCAAGUUAAUUUCUUUGAGUAUAAAUGCUUGUCUUUCAAUAACAUUUGUUUUAAGCAUUGCCUUAGUCGAUCAGAAUAAAGUUUAUAUACGUUUCUUAUCAAAUAUUGAUUGAAAAAGGGAAUAUGUGUAAAAUAUUUAAACUCCAAGAAUGCAAUGCAUUAAAUAUAUUUACACUUAUUACUAGAAUCAUUUUUCUUGAACAAUAUGUGAUUUUAUAUCUGAGCCAAUUAUAAUGUACAAAAAAAGUAAAAUAUAGUUUGUUUUUUUUCCUUUAAAUCUGUUAUUUUUGUUUAAUAAUGUUUAUAAAUCUUAGUACAUUGUUUCAUGUUUAAUAUUGAUAUACAUUUCAAAUACAUGUUUUACUUGCUUGUUGAGGCAACUUGUUAUAAAAACAAUAAAUCUUAAGAUGUCCUAAAAGAACAUUUUAAUAUUUCUUAUAAAUUAUAAAUAAAAAACUAAUCAUCAUUCCUUAAUAGGAUUAUCUGAACUUUUCAGAAAAAGUAUUUGUAUGUUCAGAAUUAAUUGUGAGAACCCAAUACAUUUUCAAACAUUUGUAUUUUUUCCCCCUUCAGUUUUAGAAAAGUUAUUGCAAAAAAAUGUUAAAGAGUGGCAAAAUUUUAGCAUAUUGGCCACUUAUAUAAAUUAGUAAAGUUUGUCCAAGAUUUCGGGUUCUUCCAUUUAAUCAUCAAAUUUUAUUUUUUUCUUGACAAGGAAAGGUAUCAUUUAAAUAGAACUAGUUUUUGAAGAAAUUUAGAAAAGAAAAUCGACAUUGUAUAUUGUUAAAAAAUUAUUUUAUAUUUUCUCUGCUGAUAUGUUUACUGCCAACUAACAAAUUGUGAAAAAAGUUUGCUGAUGGUGCUUUGUGUUUGUUAAUUGAAUCUCUUCUCUUGUAUGUAGUAUAGAUUUAGUAAAGUAUUGUAUUUUUAUUUAAUGCUGUGCUGACAAUCAUCACAUGUUACUUAAAUAUGUUAUACUUUUAUUUUUCAUGUGAUGUUGCUUGUAAUAGAUAAAUUAUGGACAUAUAUUUUCUAGUCAAUUUAAAGUGGUAUUUUCACAAUAUUUUCAUGCACUUCUCUUCUUGUUGAAAUUUAUUCAAAAGAUUAAAAUGAUUUUUUUCUCCUUAUCAAACUACCGUUUUCAAAUUAUUAAGUUUUUAAUAUCAGUUUCUAUUGCAUUUUAAAAAGAUUAUUGGUUGUUUUUUUAUAUAUCGGUUGCAAUGAAAAUAAUAUUUCUAAUUAACUUUAUAAUGUUUUUUUCAUUUAAUUUUAUUUUCUCCAAUUCAUUAAUGCGUUCCUUGUUUGUUUUUUAUUUACUAAAAUUUUUUUUUCACAUAGUUUAGAAUUUGUAUAUACAUUUUUUUUCUACUCAUCGGAACUAAAAUGAAAUAUCAUUUUAAUAUUGGCUUAAGAUUUUAUAACUUUAUUUUUAAAAAAAUUGAUAACUUUGCUUGCUUUAUGAAAUAGCAUCUCAUUUACCAAUUGCAUGCCCAAAGAAUAUUAUACAAAUUUUACCAGUUUCAUGUACAGUGCCUUGCAAGCUUUUUAUAUGUGUGUAAUUCUGAAAUGCAUCAAUAAAUACUUGCUUUGUGAAGUAAAGAAGCCAAAUUGCUU